Fonsecaea multimorphosa CBS 102226 is the source of this 1245-nucleotide messenger RNA. RefSeq lists its product as uncharacterized. NCBI's taxonomy places the organism in Eukaryota, Fungi, Ascomycota, Eurotiomycetes, Chaetothyriales, Herpotrichiellaceae. The record is from RefSeq and is a predicted model, not a curated record. The transcript has 2 exons. The coding region runs from base 1 to 1245 and encodes 414 amino acids.
AUGUAUUCUGCAUCAUUCUUCGCGUCAGCGUCACUUCUCCUGGCAUUCCUCUCCUCCAAAGUCUCCUCAAGGGGCUUCGAUCGCCGACAGGACAGUACCCCGACAUUGACCACUGGUUGCGGAGAUGCAGACCUGACUCCGGCUAACUGGAAUGCCAACGAUAUUGACGCCGUUGUGACCGGCACCCCUGGCUUUGGCCAAUCUGCAAACUUUCCUCAGCAAUUCGUCGCGCAGUUCAAUACCAACCAAUUCACCAAUGACCCCUUUGAUUGCACCAAUUUCAACGACCCAGGGGCCUGCUUGAUCCCUGGACCAUUUCCCGACAACGUUUUCUGCGAUACUUUCUCCAAUCCACAAGUCGGCUUCAUCGUCCAGUCUUGGAUUAACUUGUACAACAACUUGAGGAACAUGUACUAUGCCAUACAAGACGCCCACGACCAGCUGGUUUCUGAGGGUUACAUCGCCGCCAUGGUCAACGACAUCUCGCCCCAACCUCUGCCGAUAUCGCGUUCCACCCUUCUGAAACUGGUAGACCUGUCCCUGGACUUCAUCCCUAUCCCCGGUGCAGGUGCCGAAGUCGCGGCGAUCAAAACAGUGCUCAAAACCUUCAAGAAGAUAGCCGGUAAGGUCGUGGACAAAGCCCAGCAGGAUGUCGACGACGCCCCGCAGACUCUGCAAGAUCAGCCCCAGAUCCUACAAACCCUACUCGACAACGCCGUCCCCAACGUCCAAGCCGCUAUCAUGGACCAGCUGCAAGCCGUUUUUGUCGACGCCCAGCCCGACGACUCGAGUGCCCAGAUCCUUCUUGGUGGCGUGCAGCUCAACCCUGUUCCGAGUCAGUCCGACUAUGCGACCAUCAUGGCGCAGAACCUACGCACUUUCCUCCUUGCCGAGGCCAUGAACAAGAUCCAAAUGCUCCAGAUCGUUGACAAUAUCGUGGCCGACUGUGACAGCGGGCCCGAGGACACGCUGUCGGCAGACGGCUCGCAAUGCCGCCGUUUCGGGCUCCCAGAGGGCGACGGCACCAUCCCCACUGCCGUGACAAUUGACCAUCCGAACGCGAUGGGCGACCUCGAGGGCCGGUUUGGCUUCUCCAUCGCGGCCAUUGCGGACAACGCGCAAGCAUGUGCUGCAGCGGGUCAGGACUUCUCCAACGUCGACUUUGAUGGAUUUUUGGAGAGUGAUACUCCGGGGGUCUAUCCUACCUGUCUAUUUGGUGUGCCAUCUCACAACGAGAACUUCUAA